Messenger RNA from Pomacea canaliculata, 3591 nucleotides. Its product is annotated as cilia- and flagella-associated protein 58-like. Gene Ontology annotation, cellular component: cytoskeleton. The record is from RefSeq and is a predicted model, not a curated record. NCBI's taxonomy places the organism in Eukaryota, Metazoa, Mollusca, Gastropoda, Architaenioglossa, Ampullariidae.
CCUGGGUAAGCGGAAGUCGUGGUUUCUAUGGACGACAAAUACACACGGAGAGGCAGCGAAACAGGGGCUAGGACUACUAGCCUUCAAUCUUAUCCCUAAACUUGGAGACAAACAGAACCAGCGAAAAUGACGGAGGAGAAGAAGGAGAAAGGGACAUUCGAUGAUAGUGCCUUUGAGGCACUAGAGAAAGACUUUCAAGAAACAUUGGCAGAACUGAUGGGGGACAGGAGCUUAGAGAAGUUUCGAGUAGAGUAUGAAAAGCUGCACAAAGCUUUGAAAAAAUCCCAUGACAGUGAGAAGCGUUUGAUGCAGAAAUGUCGGGAGCUAAAUGCAGAAAUAGUUGCCAACUCAGCAAAAGUUGCCACAGCUCUCAAACUGUCACAGGAAGACCAGGCAACUAUUGCAUCUUUGAAGAAGGAAAUUGAAAAAGCUUGGAAAAUGGUGGAUGCAGCUCAUGAGAAGGAGACCCGUGCUAGGGAGACCAUCCAGUCAUUGAAGCAGGAAAUCUCAAAUCUCAGCAAGUUAGUGGAGCAGGGUGCAGGCCUCACCAUGGGCCAAGAACACAGCGUCAAUGAGCUGCUGAAGAUCAAGGAGGACCUGACAAAGGAGCGAGAUGAUCUGCUGCAAGAGAUCAGUCGCCUGCGUGAGCAGAUGAACGAUGCCAGCAACCUCCAGAACAAGCUGGAGCAAGACAGAGCUGAUGCCGAGGAAAAAAUCCAAGAGCUGACUCAGGACAUCCAAGUGCGCAGCAAUGAAGCCCAGCGGGAGAGCAGGAAGAAGGACAAGCUGGAGCGCGAACUCAAGCAGUCCAAGGCCGACCUGGAUGCCAAGACAUCAGAAAACAGAACGAUGCAGACCCAGAUAGAGAAAUACAAGCUGGAGAUCACCAAGCUGGAGCAGCAGCUCAAAGAGCAGAGGGUACUGAACGAGAGAGCCAUCAAGGAUGCAGACGUGCUGAACGCGCGGUACACCAAGCUACAGACGGACUUCGAGGGGCAGUUGGUUGCCGCCGACCAGAUGGCACAGGAGAACCAGUCGCGUACAGCCGAGCUCAAGCAAAAGGAAGACGAGGUGAACGGCCUGCGGUCAGAGACGCAGCGGUUGGGCAAGAUGCGGGAGACCAUCCAGCGCAAGCUCCGCCAGGUGGAGGACCAGAAGGCGGACACGGAGCGGCAGCGCGAGACGCUUCGAGCUCAGAUCACCGGUCUGGAGCGAGAAUUGGAGGCCGCCAAGAAACAAGCUGAAACCGACAAAAAAGGCAUUGAAGACCUGGUGCGAGAAAGGGAUAUUCUCAACAAGAAUCUGUUGAAGGCGGCGGGCGCCACCCAGAAACAGCUGCACUUGGUAAAGCUGCACGAGCAGAGCAAGAAGAACCUGGAGCAGGAGAUCCAGAACUACAAGGAGGAGGCUCAGAAGCAGCGCAAGAUCAUCUACCAGCUAGAGAAGGAGCGAGACCGCUACAUCAACGAGGCUAGCGACCUCACACAGAAGGUUCUCCAGCACAUGGAGGAUGUCAAGGUUCGAGAGAUGCAGAUCUUUGACUUCAAGAAGAAGAUCGCGGAGGCAGAGACGAAGCUGAAGCAGCAGCAGAACCUGUACGAAGCUGUCCGGUCUGAUCGCAACCUGUACAGCAAGAACCUUAUCGAGAGCCAGGACGAGAUCACAGAAAACAAACGCAAGCUGAAGAUUAUGACUCAUCAGAUCGACCAGCUGAAGGAGGAGAUACAGGCCAAAGAGUCUGCACUCCUCAAGGAAGUCCUGGAACACCAGCGCGUGGACAAAGAAAAGGAAACGCUGAAGGCGGAGCUACAGAAGAUGAAGCAGCAGGCGGCGGAGAGCAAGGCCUACAUCGAUGCACAGGAGGCCGAGGAGCGCAAGCUGCUCAAGAUCAUCGCCGAGGCUGACGCUGAGCGCAUGCGACAGAAGAAGGAGCUAGACCAGGUCAUCAGCGAGCGGGACAUCCUAGGCACACAGCUGGUGCGGCGCAACGACGAGUUGGCCUUGUUGUACGAGAAGAUCAAGAUCCAGCAGUCGGUGCUCAACAAAGGCGAGGUCCAGUAUAACCAACGCCUGGAGGACAUCCGGGUCCUCAAACUGGAGAUCAGAAAACUCCGGCGGGAAAAGAACAUCCUGCAGAAGAGCGUGGCCAAUGUCGACGACCUCAGGAGGGAGGUCUACCACAUCCAACGGGAGCUUCUGAGGGAGCGCACGCGCUGCAAGGCGCUGGAGGAGGAGCUAGAAAACCCUAUGAACAUCCACCGCUGGCGGAAACUGGAGGGUAGCGACCCCUCGACCUAUGAGAUGCUACAAAAGAUCCACACACUGCAGAAGCGGCUGAUUCAGAAGACGGAGGAGGUUGUGGAGAAGGAACUCCUCAUACAAGAGAAAGAGAAGCUAUACCUAGAACUGAAGCACAUCCUGGCAAGGCAGCCUGGACCGGAAGUGGCAGAACAACUCCAAAUCUACCAGCAGACAUUGAAGGAAAAGACAAAGCAGAUGAAGGCUAUGGCCUCGGAGCUGAACAUGUACGAGUCUCAAGUGAGUGAAUAUAAGUACGAGAUCGAGCGAAUAGCCCGGGAGCUGCAGGAGGUGAAGAAGAAAUACUUCAUGCAGAAGAAAAAAGAACAGCAAACUAGAGAGAAGGAGAGAGCCCUGGCUCAGGUGGGUGGCCCCACCAUUAUGCCCCAGCGCACGGACCAGCCUCGUUUCACUGGCGGCGGCUUUAACCUGAAGGCCGCCAAGACGGCUGCGUGAUCGUAAAGACUGGAACUGUCGUGACCACCUGUCGCCUUCCGCUGUGUGACGUGGCCAAGAGAAAUGAGAAGUGGACCGUAGUCAGAGACUGUUUGUACAGUUGCAGCCGCCAUCGUGUACGGCUGGCACGAACGCAAACUCACAAAGCCUGCACACACACACACACAUAUAUAUACACACACACACGCACGUAAAACACAUGCUAGCACCCCACACAUUCAUACGCACCCCUGACCCACUACACACACACACUUGACCAACCUACCCAACUCGAAACCCCACUCACCACCGCACACACGCACCGCACGUGAUCGUGCAUGCACGCAUUUCAGCUGACGAGUGUUUUAAAAGUAUGGACCUGUAUAUAUAAAGUAGAUAUACGAGCCUAUAUAAAAAUCAUUCACAAUUAUCACUAUUUUGGGAUACUGGCCAUCCCGCGGCUGUGAUGUUAAAUGUGUUUUUUUACUAAACGUUCCUUGCUGGAAGGUGGCUUAGAAUUUCUAUCUUCAUUUUGAGGUUUUUUAAUUGUUAAACUGAGUUCACAAGUAUUGUACGCUAAGGAAACACCAUUCUCUUGUAACCAUCGCCUGAUGAAGAUUCGAUGUUUUCAUGAUCUUCAGGGCUUAAUGGAAUAUUUUUUAAUGAAAGGUUUACGAGUGGAAUGUCCUGUAGCAAUGCAAUUGGAGACAGGACCACAUUUGUGGCCAGAGAUGUCCCACAUGAAGCCUGUGAUAUGCAAAGCUAUUUUCAAUUGUAAUUCAUGUGAGGCGAUGUCCUUGAGGUCAUCGAUUUUGUGUUCAGCGAUCCACGCACUGAAUAAAUCGAUGAGGAAGCUGG